Anopheles cruzii is the source of this 2110-nucleotide messenger RNA. RefSeq names its product ubiquitin-conjugating enzyme E2 J2. NCBI's taxonomy places the organism in Eukaryota, Metazoa, Arthropoda, Insecta, Diptera, Culicidae. The record is from RefSeq and is a predicted model, not a curated record. Bases 652 to 1392 code for a protein of 246 amino acids. The transcript has 2 exons.
AUGAAACACUUGCAUGUGAUUACAGAAAGUUUCAAUCGGUUUUGUUCGGUGCUUGGGUUCCCGUUUGCUUGCUGAAGGUGUCGACCAGUUCGCAAUACGAGCGGGGUACAAAUUCCGGCCGAUAGUGGGCUGCUUGGUGUGUUGUCGUUCGCGCAAAUCGGAGCUACAUUUUCGGAUGGUUCGACGAUGGAUGACGUGUAGAGUUGAAGUACCGAAGUGAUUAGUGAUUGAUUGUUUCACCAAGUACAAAUACCCUACAAUCCGAGGCACGACGUUUCUACUGCCACCAAGACACCUUCGGCCAAAUUCAAGCAGCGCCAACAUCUUAGCAAAGGAAAAGUGAAAUUCGAUGUCCAACGGUCCCUUGCUUGCACUUUACCGUGGUUCCAGGAGCUCAUAGAAGCGCGAAAUCGCAGUAGGCGAUCGUGGUAGUGGUUGUGAAGUUGUCACACGGUUGCCUUCACUGUCGCCGAUCUUCAUCAGGUUGGAACGAGGACUGGUUUUCCAUUUUCGGGUUUGCUUUCUUCCAUGGAACCAUUGGGUUGGUGGAGUUAAAUAUCAGUGUCAAAUCACUUUGCUACACUGUUUUACCAGUGUGCACAAAUCUCCCUGUGAUACCAGCUGUAGUGAUACGAAGGCCGCUGUGCUACAAUGACGAACACGAAACCCACGGCCACCUGUCGCCUGAAGCAGGAUUAUAUGCGUUUAAAGAGGGAUCCCGUACCGUAUAUCACAGCGGAACCACUGCCCUCGAACAUCCUCGAGUGGCACUAUGUGAUCAAGGGACCGGAAGAUUCACCAUACUACGGUGGUUACUAUCACGGGACGCUGCUGUUUACGAAAGAGUUCCCCUUUAAGCCCCCGUCAAUCUAUAUGACCACACCGAACGGUCGCUUCAAGACGAACAAGCGGCUUUGCCUCAGCAUAUCGGACUUCCAUCCCGACACGUGGAACCCGGCUUGGUCCGUGGCCACCAUUUUGACCGGACUGUUGAGCUUCAUGCUCGAGACGACGCCGACGAUGGGGUCGUGCGAAACGACCACGUACGAAAAACGGCGCUACGCGCAACAGUCGCUAACAUUCAACAUGAAGGACGAAAUUUUCCAGGAACUGUUUCCGGAGGUGUGCGAAGAGAUUACCGAACGAUUGCAGCAGCUUGAGGAACAGCGAAAGCUAGCGGCCAGUUCUGUCGAAAGUGGUGCCAACGGUAUGGCAAACGGUGAAACAAGUGCCAAUGGUGAAACGCCCGAUGGUGGCCUUUUUGUGGCUGGACGCUCCGGUGUGGACGAUAGCAAUAUUUGGCACUCGCUCUACACCAACCUCAUCGUGCUGGUCGGCUUCGUAGUAUUUGCGUUUAUCGUGCAUUACGUCAUCAAGAGCAUAAACAUUUAAUAAACGGCCUGCCGGUGGAUAGGUGGUGGGGCAUGCACGAAGCGCAAUCCGCUAGUAGAUCCGUAGCAUAAGAGAAUAAUUAUCCUCCUGUACGCCCUCAUGCUUUAGUUACGCGCCAAAAGAGUUGUUUGGUGAUGAGACAGAAAAAGGAACAUUGUUAUACCAUUUGCCGAACGUCCUAUUCAAAAUUCAAACACCUUGCAAUACCAAAACUGAACGGCUGAUUGGAUGAGCGGGAAUAGUACACCAAAAACAAACGGACCGAGCUGGUUCCGCUCGAACUCGGGGGCCCGUAGCAUAACCAAUACACACGUGGCACGACAUCUGCAGAUGCUGAAACGACAAAGUUACAAUGUUAAGAAACCGGAAUCGGAAGCAAAAUAUGUAAUAUAUUAACGUAAUUUUAAUUGAAAGGCCCAUCCGCUGAACCGGAACGUACGCGAAUGUUUCACAGCAAAAGAUCGGAAAGAAGUGUGACGCCAUUAGCUUUCCGCUGCAUGGAAUUCACUUAUGUUGCAGCGAUCACGUUGCAUAGCAACGAAUCAGAAAUAGAUUAGCGGGCGUCGGCACGCAGUUUGUAGGUGUUUGUGUGUACCGUUCGCACGGUACGGCUUUAAGGAUUAAUAAAACGAACGAUUGAGUACAGAAGUACGUAUUUGAAGUACCCUAGUGGUGGACGGAUUUGGGCCAUGGACGCUGUACACUUAGUUCAACAGUA